AUGACCGAUACGGAGCCUGAGAGCACCGCCGUUGCUCCCAACAUCUCUAUCCUAACGCAGAGAUGUGAACGAUUGCUAGAAAAGUGCCUCGAUAUUUCCCUGCUCAUGGCGCGCGAGUGGGCCGAGAACAAGCUCGCGGACUUUAGGCUUUGGGCCUCAGGAAUUGGUGCCGGCACAGCGGACACAGGCAAAAUGUCCCUGGGAGCCAGGCUUAGCCAGAAGCCCAACCUUCUCAAUAUCUUCGCCGGCCUUUUGCGAAUGUUGCAACAUUUUAUUGAAGAGUGUCAAAUAUUAAGUUUAACUCUCGAUGGAGACGAGCUGGGGCAACACCUCCGUUGGACGGUGCGCGAAUUCCACCAUCGCGGGUCGAAUCGCGUGCAAAGGGGCAGACCAUCGAGGAAGCAUCUUGUCCCAGGUCGCGCAGCCUCGAGGUCAAUAUCUCCCUGGUCUGAUCAGUCCAGCCUAGAUUCCGAUCCAGCUGGGUUAGAUCAUUCUGGUAACGGGCGCCUUGCUCAAGCGAUGGGGAGCGUUGAGUCGAUCCUUGACCAAUUGAACAAUCUCGGAUUCGCCGUGCGCCGGACAGGACAUCAGCUCCGCCUCCAGAAAGCGGACUCGCGUUUCGAUGCAUCAGAACACUCAGCCCUCGAAAAUUUCCUUACAUUCCGGGUCUUGGCUCAACCAAGCAUGAAUCCCUCCGAUACCCUCAAGGCAUUCGACGAUCGAGACCAGUUAACUUCUGUGCAAUUACGCCUGAUCAACGCCAACCUCAAGAGGCGAAACCGCUUUCUUUACGCACAGAGGCAUUCUCGAAAGCUGGCCGAACCCUAUCGGGUUGAACAAACCCCAAAUUCUUUCCCUCCAGCCCGGAAAGAUCUUUCAGUCACUACAGCACAAAAGCCGCCGGCCGACGAUUCAGCCGCCACAAAGCUAGAAGCCGCAACAGAGGCACUCAAUGCAAACCACCUAGGACAAUUCUCUCAGAUCUCGUCAACUACCUCGCGAAUUCGAUACCCUCACCCACCAAACAUAUCAUCAGACGUCAAAUUUUUCAAAUGUCCUUGCUGUUGCCAGACUUUGGACCGUGUGUUUUCAACCGGUAACCGUUGGAGAAUGCAUCUGGCCGAGGACAUAUGUCCCUAUACGUGCAUUUACGACGAGUGCCCCAUGCCAGAAGCAACUUUUGCCACCCGUCAAGCUUGGAUGGAUCAUUUGACCGGGGCUGAACAUCUGGAUAACAGGUGUUGGAGGUGCUUGAUAUGCACCGACGGUGUGAGAUAUGGGGAUAGCUCGCAUCUUUCCGAGCAUAUCCAGCAAAGCCAUUCUGAUUCCAUCGCAAUCAAUCAGAUACCCAUGGUCCUCGAAGCGUCCACGCAGAUACUACCAGCCACCGCCCCUCUGUCGUGCCCAUUGUGCAGACCGAUCCACGGGGCCGGCACAAAAACACCUCGUUCAAACUUGAAACACAUUGCUGAGCAUAUACAUGAUUUUGCCCUACUAUCCCUUCCAUGGGCCCCUGAUGCUCCUGCUGGAGAUCCUGAUGCAAUGAGCAAAGCGCGCAAAAAAGUAGCUUCUUGGCUGGGUUUGCAUGAGAAUUCGAUGUUUCGCUUUGGCACAACACCUCUUGAUCAUAAUAGCACUAUAGAUGAAGCAAGUCUUUAUUUCACACGGGAGCAAUAUUUCGCCGAGAACAGGGACAUUCGUACGACUUCAUGCACUGGUUCGACUGACACAGACCGAGAUCUGAAAGCCUUGGACAGUACAAGUCUAUUGGAGUUUCCAGAAGGCGACUUGGAACAUGUGGACAAUCUCGAAAGCAAUUUUUCCAACCCAGCGUCUCUCUCAGUGGCUGAUUCCCACCAGUUGAGGGACACAGAUCCAAAUGCGGCCGAACCAGCUUCUGGAGAACCACAACCAUACUCUGCAUCCAUCGAUCCGACACCAGACCAAGAAAUCUCCGACUUCAACAACCGCUUUUCGGCCAGACCACCGGCAUUUUACCAGCCGGGUCGCGUGUUUGCCAUUAUCUGGCAUACACCCGCUGAUGAGUCCCAGAGGAACGAUAUGACGUCCCCGCGUCACAUGUAUUUGGAGGGAAAUGUGUCCUUCGGGCAAAAUUGGGAACGUAUCUACGCUUCUGUUCGCAGGCUGGUUGUCGUGAAACCCGUCCUGGACUAUUGUGUGUGUAUACCCGUCAACACGUACGACGGACAAGGAUUGAGCAAGUUCGAGCAUUCUUUGGAAGACGUCGAUGCUCAUUCGAAUAUUUACAUGGACGAUACAGAGCCUUGUUGGCUACCUGACGAGCCCAGGUCGACCAAAAUGCCGAUAGCCGUGGAGACAGCAGGCCCUCAGGAACAACUCAGCCCGUAUAGCCGUCUUUGCUAUUCACAACCACUCAAAGUUCACUAUAAUAUAAAAGCCAUCAGCAUCGGCCAGGUUACAAAAGAGAGUCUACCCUACGUUCUGCAAUAUUUUCGGAAGGCCAACACCUUGAACAGCCCAUGA
Messenger RNA from Fonsecaea multimorphosa CBS 102226, 2505 nucleotides. RefSeq lists its product as uncharacterized. The record is from RefSeq and is a predicted model, not a curated record. The transcript has 2 exons. The coding region runs from base 1 to 2505 and encodes 834 amino acids. NCBI's taxonomy places the organism in Eukaryota, Fungi, Ascomycota, Eurotiomycetes, Chaetothyriales, Herpotrichiellaceae.